Messenger RNA from Laetiporus sulphureus 93-53, 1200 nucleotides. Its product is annotated as alpha/beta-hydrolase. NCBI's taxonomy places the organism in Eukaryota, Fungi, Basidiomycota, Agaricomycetes, Polyporales, Laetiporaceae. Gene Ontology annotation, molecular function: hydrolase activity. The coding region runs from base 1 to 1200 and encodes 399 amino acids. The record is from RefSeq and is a predicted model, not a curated record. The transcript is spliced from 3 exons.
AUGGCGUUCACAUAUCGCUCCCAGCCUCUGAAGAGCAUAUACUGGGCAGCCUCCAUCAUCAUAAUACUGUUCGCUCGUCUGCCCUUCUGGCUCUUCACGCAUCUGUUACCGGCUCUCCGUCCUCGAUCUUCUUGGGGCUUAGGUCGCUCCAUCGCUAUCCGAACACUCAAGGUGUAUGUCGACAUUCUGUACGCUACCUCACUAGGUCAGAACAGUACAUCGAGUGAAGCCAAGGCAGCAAAAUCGGGUCUGGUGUGGAUUGAGUCAGCUCCUCCGGAGCUGAUUGUGGGCGAAGUGCGCGACAUAGCCUCGACAAACGGAGUGCAUUCUGUAAGGGUGGCCGGUUAUUGGUACGGGCCAAGGGGUGCAGGAGGUCAAGUCGGUCAGAGAGCCUCUCCGGGAGAGAGGAUAAUCUAUCAUUUGCAUGGAGGAGGCCAUGUGAUGAGCUCUGCGCAUCCCUCGGAUAUCGGCACAAGUACCCUUCUCAGCGGAUAUCUGAAACAUUUUCCAAAGAACACUCGUGUUUUUGCGGUGGAGUACCGCUUAUCAACGGCGGAACCGUUUGGCAUAAACAACCCCUUUCCCGCAGCGCUCAUCGAUGCAAUCGGUGGAUAUCGCUACCUCAUUGAGGACGUCGGCGUCGAGCCCGGCAGUGUGGUGCUCAGCGGUGAUUCAGCAGGAGCCAAUAUGGCUGUUGCCUUGGCACGAUACAUUACACAUUCUGCCAUACCCCAGCUGCCACCGUUGGGUGGACUGCUGUUGAUAUCUCCUGCAGUCGACUGGGCGCUCACCCACGCAGGCCCCCAGUCUUCCCUCGAGACGAACGUGCACUCGGACUUCAUCGGCUCUAUUCUCUCGACAGGAUACUCGAAGCGCGCCCUGCUGGGAAAACUUCCCGACGACUUUGCCGCGAAGAGCGCCUGGAUCUCUCCUGCGUCUCUCAAGCUCGACGUCAGCGAGGACAUCUUUGCCAAUCUUCCCAAGACGCUCAUCAUCGCCGGCGGCGCUGAACUGCUACUGGACGUCAUACGUACCUUCAGAGAUCGGAUGAGGGAGAGCCUGGGCGAGGAUGGCGUGACAUACAUCGAGGUGGCCGACGGGACACAUGAUUUGCUGGCGAUCCGAUUUUAUGAGCCGGAGAGGACGGACACUUUGAUUAAGGUCGCACGAUGGUUGGAUCGAUUGAACGCGGGAGAGUAG